AUGAGUGACGAACCGUUCAAAGUUGCCAUUGUUGGCGGAGGUUAUACUGGCCUAGCUACUGCCUUGCAUCUGGAGAUACUAGGAAUAGACUGGGUUCUCAUCGAAGCCCAUGAUGUGAUUGCCCCUCAGCUGGGCGCUUCUAUUGGUUUGGCUCCAAAUGGGAUGGCGAUUAUUGAUCAACUUGGGUGCCUAGAAGAUGUGGAAAAGAGGUCUACCGCCUGCAGGUCGGCGCAGAUGCGGAAUGGCGAGGGCAAAAUUAUGUACUCAUUUGCCGUCGAUCCUAUUCGCCAAAUACAUGGCUACGACCUGACCUUUACUGAGCGUCGCAUCGUGCUUGAAAUUUUCUAUGACCAUAUUCAAUCUAAGGAUAAGAUUUUUACGGGUCAGAAAGUACAGAGCAUAGAGCACACCAAGGAUGGCGUGGAGAUCUAUACCCAAGAGGGGCGUACCUUUACUGCCGACCUUGUGGUUGGUGCUGAUGGAAUACACAGCCAUGUCCGAGGACAGAUGUGGAAGGCAGCAUGGAACGAUGGCUCGACGGCGUUUAGUAAGCAGAUUGGUCAAGACGUUGAGACGGAGUAUGGAUGUGUCUUCGGCUUAUCUAACCGGACGAAUGAUCUCAAAGAAGGCCAAAUUUACCAGGUGCAUACCUUCGACCGCAUGUUGGGGUUGGUAAUGGGACAAAAUGAUGACAUCUACUGGUUUCACUUCUUCAGGGCUCCAAAAAAGCACACCGGCAUGGAUUUGCCGCGAUACACGGAGAAGGAUGUGGAACGGUUGCUGGCCGAAGAUGGGCACCGCAUUGUGAAAGACGGGACGACAUUCAACGACAUCUUCAAUAACAGGAAGACUCAUGUCAUCACUCCUUUGCCAACACACACUUUCCAGGGAUGGCACUAUAAGCGUAUAAUAUGUCUGGGAGAUGCUGUUGCCAAGUUCCAACCUAUUCAAGGUCAGGGUGGUUGCAUGGCCCUUGAAUCGACGGCCGCUUUUGUAGACCAGCUCUACAAUGCUCUCGAGGCCAACAAUAUGCAGAAGCUCUCAGCGGAGCAGAUCGAGUCUGUAUUCACUAAGACCGCUGAGGUCAGGUUGGCGCGUACAAAAAAGCUCGUGGGUGGAGGUCUCACUUUCAUGAGAUUCGCGUCAUGGUCCAACUGGAUAUUUCGGUUCAUUGACUCUUAUAUCGUGGGUCUUAUUCCGCAGAAGUGGUUAGCAAGCCUUAUGUUUGCCGGAAGUACUGGCGCGUACAAGUCCACCACGUUGCCCGCUCCGAGCCCCAUCUACGAGCGUUCCAAAGCUAAGAAAGUCUGA
This is a messenger RNA of Clonostachys rhizophaga, 1311 nucleotides long. NCBI's taxonomy places the organism in Eukaryota, Fungi, Ascomycota, Sordariomycetes, Hypocreales, Bionectriaceae. The record is from the annotation of a GenBank genome assembly.